This is a messenger RNA of Gilbertella persicaria, 1159 nucleotides long. RefSeq names its product thioesterase-like superfamily-domain-containing protein. Bases 10 to 816 code for a protein of 268 amino acids. The record is from RefSeq and is a predicted model, not a curated record. The transcript is spliced from 3 exons. NCBI's taxonomy places the organism in Eukaryota, Fungi, Mucoromycota, Mucoromycetes, Mucorales, Choanephoraceae.
GGCUAUGUCAUGGCUAUCAUUCUUGAUAGUGUCAUUCAACAUUUUGCUGAUAAGUAUCAAAUUGAUCCAGUGGCUCUCAACUGUUUCUUCUUCAACAAGACAAUUCCUGGUCAUCUUAUCCUUGAGAUAGACGAAUUAAAGAUGAGCAAGAAAGGAUACUGUAUCGUUCGUUGUAUUCUCAAGCAAAGAAAGGAUCUACAACCACUUGUCGAUCUUGCUACGUACAAUCCUUCUGAAUGGCAAGACAAAGUACAAGGUAUUUUCACCAUGGGCAAUAUGGAUAAUGAACAAGGUGUCACGUAUUACUACAAGGCACCUCAACCCCCUAAUCCAGACACACUAAAGCCUUAUCGCUACAUGUUUAUGAGUGAGUACUUGACGACUGGAUUUGAUUUGAGCACCAUGCCCAAGAGUGAUACUGAACCUGGUAAGCCUGAAGUGAUGCAGAAGAUUGGGUUCAACGAUGGCAGGCCGAUUGAUUACAAAAGUAUACCUUAUUGGUGUGAUAUGUUCACCACUCCUCCCACUUUGUUGGGACCUAGUGUUUUAGGAGGACCUGUGUGGUGCCCUACGAUGCAAUUAGAAGUACAAUUUAAGCGCAAGCCUGUUGGAAAAGAAGUGUUUGGUCAUUAUGUAGCAAAUCAUAUUAUCAAUGGACGCUUUGAUAUUACAGGUGAAUUGUGGACUGAACAAGGUGAUAUUUUGGCUUUAACUAGACAUCAAUGCUUGGUUGUGCCUUGGAGUCGUAAUUCUUCUGAUGAAUCAUCAGCCAAAAAGAGAUUAGAUGCUAUGAAGACUUACGCCAACAAAUUAUAGACUUUUCCAUUAGAACAAGCAACUUAUCUAAAAAAAACAAAAGAGAACCGCUAUUCACUUUCAUGCCUAUGAUUUAUAAGGGGGCGGUCGCUUUGAGCGUCUCAUUUCUAUGAGAAGGCGUAAACUGUACUUUUGUUUAUGCAUUCUUGUUUUUUAUAAGAAUAAAUAGGCGAUUUGAUUUGUUCUACCAAGUUUCUACAUGCCUAUGCAUAUCUACAAUAAAGUAUUCGCCUUUUUCUUUGAUGCGUUGACAUAAAAGUCAUGAAAUAAAGUUUCAUUCUACAUCCAUAUAGAAUAUCUACUCCUAAUAUAUUUGUCUAUAGAUUCAUAUAGUUUACUUAGG